AUGACAUCGAUGGUAUCUUCAGCUGCUACUGCUGCUUCUGCUGCUUCUGCUGCUGCCACUGCUGCGGAGAAGAUCAAAGUCACGAUUCGGAACGAGAUCAGUGCCUUUGCGCUCGAGACGUUCCCAGGGGAGAGCGUCGCAGGCGUGAAAGCUGCUUACCUGGAAAACGGGGACAAUGUUGGCCACCCCAACUUUAUCUCGUUGCUGCACAAGGGCAAAGAGUUGGCCGAUGAGAAGACUCUGGCGGAACUAGGUAUCACAGACGGCGACGUGCUGGUGCAUCUGGAGGUGGCGCAACAGCCGUUUCAUCCACUGAACUACAAGGUGCUGGCCGAGAGUAUCAAGAACCGCCGGAAACACGAGGAGGUCAACAUGCAGAUGCUAAAAGAAGACAAUAUCUGGGCAGCAGGCUCUGAUGGCACGGUGCACCGUCUUGGCAUGGAGAAAAGCAUCAUCUCGCGCUCGCUGAACAGCAGUUUACCGUCGCACUUUGCUAAGCAGAACGUGGGUGCAGGCAGAGCUUUUUUCAACCAGCUCUCGGUCCGUGUCAAUGGCUGCAGCUUCCAUGUCCUGCCCAGCAUGGAAGGUCGAUGGAAUGGCGAACUCGCGACGAUUCCGCCACAGGAUGAAGGCAGCCAAGUGUGCUCCAAUGAGCUCGUGUUCCGGGACGACGAGGGGGUGUGGAGUCAGCGCCAGUCGAGGACGACCAUGAGUGGACUCACGUCCAUGCAGCACAUGUGGAUUAAACCCGUGUCGGACGGUAUCCUCAAGAUCGAAACGGAUGACCCGACGCUGCGUGGCUCUGAUAUUACGAUGCAGGAGCUUGGCACGAACGUCAUCAUCAUCACGGCUACUUCCAAGCGUUCAGGACGUCCGAUGAUGGUGGAGACAAUCACAGGUAUCGACAGCUCGCGGCGUCUACGCACCAUCCAGCGUUUCGACGAGUCUGGUGCAUUCCGUUCGGUCUACGUCAUGAACGAAGUCCGGGUCGUCGAUGCUGUGUCUGGGGCGAUGGAAAAAUACGACAAUGUCUUUUGA
Molecule: messenger RNA, 1038 nt
Organism: Peronospora matthiolae
Lineage: Eukaryota; Oomycota; Peronosporomycetes; Peronosporales; Peronosporaceae
Source: the annotation of a GenBank genome assembly